AUGCGCUUCGCCGCGGAGGGCAGGCGCAUGCUGGAGAGGCGGGUGAAGAUGCGCGCGCUGGUGACCAAGGACCUCGAGCGCGUGCGGCGCGAAGGCGGAGUUCCCGGCACCCCUGGAAUCAUGAUGGGACCGCCGGAUAUCGGGAUAUGA
This is a messenger RNA of Emiliania huxleyi CCMP1516, 150 nucleotides long. RefSeq lists its product as hypothetical. The record is from RefSeq and is a predicted model, not a curated record. Lineage: Eukaryota; Haptophyta; Isochrysidales; Noelaerhabdaceae. Bases 1 to 150 code for a protein of 49 amino acids. The transcript is spliced from 2 exons.